Molecule: messenger RNA, 1355 nt
Organism: Prorocentrum cordatum
Lineage: Eukaryota; Dinophyceae; Prorocentrales; Prorocentraceae
Source: the annotation of a GenBank genome assembly
CAAGCGGGCCUCUCGGCUCGAGGCCCAGCGGGCCCCGCCCAGCCGCGCCAGCCCUCGCAGCCGCGAUGGCCGCCCCGACCGCAGUGGUGCCGGCCGGCGCGCCGGCGGCAGCGGCGGCGGCGGCGGCCGCGCCGCCAGCGAAGCCCCCCGCGGAGGCGGCGGACGCGGGCCUGCCCAAGGUGAAGAUCCUCCCCGGCUGCGAGCAGCUGGCGAGCCUGUGCCGGGCGGGGGACGUCGACCUGCUGAGGGCCCACUUGGAGGAGGCCACAGACGCAGACCUCGGCGCGCCGCUCGACAGCGACGGCAACACCGGCCUGCACCUGGCGGCCUUCUUCGGCCACCUGCGGAUGACGCAGGAACUUAUCGAGCGGUCCGCCCAAGUGGAUGCUCGUGAGAAGAGGAUGCGGACACCGCUCCACAUCGCGUGCAAGGAGGGCUACGCGGAGGUUUGCCUCGAGCUGCUAGUCAAGAAGGCCGACGCGAACGCCGCGGACGUGUGCGGCGAGACGUCGGUGCACAAGGCCAGCAUACCUAGGAGCAUGCAGGCCCUCAAGCUCGUCUGCGAACAGGGCGGCGCAAACCUGGCAGCCUCGGACAGCCUGGGCAUGACGCCCCUGCUGCACGCCGCCAAGGACGCGAACGUGGAGUUCAUAGCGUACCUGCUCGCCCAGGACGCCGGCCUGGCCGGCGCCCGGAACCAGGCGGGCUGGACGGCGCUGCACCUCGCAGCGAACGGCCAGGACACAAAGGCCAACUCAUUGUCGCCCCCGAGGUACUGCAACUCCGUGAGGGCGCUGCUCGAGGCGAGGGCGGCCGUGGACGAGGUGGACGAGGACAACAGGACCCCCCUGCACCGCGCGGCGGCCGUCGGGAACUGCGGCUCCGCUGGCCUGCUGAUCGACGCAGGCGCGAGCGUCGAGGCGGCCGACGUGUGCAGGUGGCGCCCGAUGCACCACGCGUGCCUGGGCCCUCACGAGAAGAUGGUGGUGCUCCUGCUCGAUAGGAAGGCCGUCGUCGAGGACAGCGAAGGACCUCGGCUGCGUCACCCCGCUUGCGCUGGCGACGGUGGAGAACAUGCCGGGGAUGGUGGAGCUGCUGUUGAAGCGCAGGGCGGACCCGAACCUGCGAGGCCCGGGGGUGGACUCCCCCAUGGCGAUCGCCAGAAAGGACAAGGGCAAGUACGAGGACAUACUAUCCUUGUUCAUCAGCUACGCCAAGUAGCCGCUUGACCCGCGGCGCUCGAGCUGAGUGGGACAAGGGCACAGCACUUCCGAGCCACUUAGCAAUGCUAGCUUAUUGGUCCGACCGCCUCCGCCUCCUCCUCCUCCUCCUCCUCCUCCUCCUCCUCCUCCUCC